Paramecium sonneborni is the source of this 157-nucleotide messenger RNA. The record is from the annotation of a GenBank genome assembly. NCBI's taxonomy places the organism in Eukaryota, Ciliophora, Oligohymenophorea, Peniculida, Parameciidae.
AAUGAUAAUUAUAUAUAAGGAUAGAAUUAUAAAUAGUAAUAGAGAGGAUCUAAUUGAUGAGAGAGAAGUAGUUGUUGAGUUUAGAAUAAGAAAGAGGAUGGUAGAAAAGUUAUAGAAAAAAAGGAGAAGUGAAGUAAGGGAAUAGAUGAUUGAAUGA